Molecule: messenger RNA, 5496 nt
Organism: Uloborus diversus
Lineage: Eukaryota; Metazoa; Arthropoda; Arachnida; Araneae; Uloboridae
Product: SLIT-ROBO Rho GTPase-activating protein 1-like
Exons: 19
Coding region: 438-3851 (1137 amino acids)
Biological process (GO): negative regulation of cell migration; signal transduction
Cellular component (GO): cytoplasm
Molecular function (GO): protein binding
Source: RefSeq, a predicted model, not a curated record
GUUUGGUCACUCUCUCUGGCGUUUGUGUACUUACGAGCGUCUGGAUUUUUUAAAAACUUCGUCAAUUGUGCUGCGAGUGUUGUGUUUCAUAUUUUGUCUAUGCAGUCAAGUAAUGACUCGCUCUGGAGUUCGGUGAUGUUUCACAAAAUUAAACCUUUGAUUGAAAAGUAGACUGAAUUCAAUCAUUCAAUCACGUGCAGUCGUGGAAUAAUAAAAGCCGACACCUGAGUUUUAAACUGGAUUCGAUCAAACAAGUUUUGUGCCGUCGAUGCGUUUUGUGAUCCGGCAAGUGUUUCCACGGAUUGGAUUGCAUUGUUUCGAAUUUUCUCUCGAUAUGAGUGUUCUUUAAAUCGAAUUUUUAUGGUGCUCAUCUCAGCCGGCCCGCCUUGUCAAAAAAUCAGUGUUGUGUUUAGUUUCGGGCUGCUGUUGUUGUAAACAUGAGCGGACGGCCUCGGCUAAGAAGAGCUGGAACUUUACGUAGAUCUCAUUUUUAUAACAAUAUUCGUCAACAACUGAAUGAGCAGCUGAAAUGUUUAGACGUACGAGUGGAGACUCAAGUGAGUCUUGUCUCAGAGAUUCAAGACUACUUUCGGCGGAGAGCAGAAGUAGAGUUGGAGUACUCCAAAUCUUUAGAGAAGUUGGCUAAAGGCCUUAUGCUGAGGCACAAACAAGAAAAACAAAAGCGAGAACAGUGGCAUUUAUUCUCAUCCUAUGCAUGCUGGCAGCAACUAAUUUCUACCACCCGGAGGCAGAGUAGAGAUCAUGCUGCAAUCAGUGAAAUUUAUGCCAGUACCAUCAUUAAUCGAAUGACCUGUAUCAUGGAAGAUGUUCAGCGGAUUUACAAAAGAUGUCGAGAAGUUGGAAUUGAGAUUCAUGAUGAAUUGUUAAAGGUGCUUCAUGAACUGCAUACUACCAUGAAAACAUACUACACUUAUCACAAUGAAGAAAAGCAAGCUGAAGGAAAAUUAAGCUACGUUGAAGCACAGAAAAAUAAACUAGAACAGUCCAUUCCCAAAGAAAAAUUGCAGCGUUCAAAAAAAUUUAGACUGAUGGAGAAAGAAAUUCAAAAAAGACGGUUAAAGUAUAAUGAUGCGAAACUGAAGGCAUUGAAGGCGAGGAACGAUUAUUUACUUUGCAUGGAUGCUAGUAAUGCAGCCAUACACAAGUACUUUGUUGAUGAUUUGUCAGACAUUAUAGAUUGCAUGGAUUUUGGGUUCCACACAUCUCUUGCUCAUACGCUGAUGGUCUCCAUCAAUGCUGAAGAGUGCCUUAAAAAGUCCCAGCAGGCCAGCAUAGAUGGGAUGAAUAAGUGCAUUACUAAUUUGGACUCGAGAGUUGACAAGCAGCGAUUUCUUGAGUACAACAACUCUGCUUUCAUGGUGCCAAAGAAGUUCGAAUUCCAAGCUCACAAAGGAGAUGAGGUCACCCAAAUCACAGUAGAGAAACCUAUUCAAGAUGAAUUGGAACAAAGAUUUAAAUUAGUCAAUAAUCGCCUUACGUCACUCAAGACUGAAAGUGAAGAGGUUUGGAAAACUUUAGAAACUGCAGAAAAAACAUUAUUGGAAAUGUUAAGCACAAAAGAUUUUGAUUGUACUUUGUUAUUUGAAGAAGAUGCUGCUAAUAGAACCAGUUUAAAGCAGCCAGAAACUGUUGCCUUAAAACGCAGAGCUGAUAAACAAGAAACUGAAGAUUUUUAUUUAAAUAAAUUUUCCGAAUAUAUCAUGACGAACAACUUAAUUUCCCGUCUUCAAGCCAAAUCCGAUCUCAUCAGACGGGGUCUGGGAAUAGAAGGAGAAGAACCAGUGUUGCCUGGAGGUGCCUCUCCUCAUAUUGCCGCUCGUCCUCACAAUUUACCGCAGAGGCUAAGGAAGAAAAGGAUUGGGCGAACGCCGCUAGUGGGACAACCAAAGUUGUUUGGAGGCAGUCUGGAAGAAUAUUUGGAAGCUACAAAUCAAGAAAUUCCUUUAAUUAUACGUAGCUGCAUACGGGUGAUAAAUUUAUAUGGUCUUCACCAUCAAGGCAUAUUUAGAGUGUCUGGCUCCCAGGUGGAGAUCAAUAAUUUCAGGGAAACUUUUGAACGAGGCGAGGAUCCAUUGGCAGAUGUUUCAGAUGCUAGUGAUAUUAACUCAGUCGGAGGUGUUCUGAAACUGUAUUUAAGAGAAUUACGUGAACCUCUAUUUCCUAUAUUUUAUUUUGACCAACUUGUAGACAUAUCUCAAGUUGAAUCAAAGAAAGAAUUCAUCUAUCGAGUUAGAGAAGUUGUGAAUAAUCUACCGAGAACAGUUGUUGUUGUAUUGCGAUAUUUGUUUGCUUUCCUAAAUCAUUUGUCCGAGUUUAGUGAUGAAAACAUGAUGGAUCCAUACAACUUGGCUAUCUGUUUUGGUCCAACCCUUUUACCUAUUCCUGAAGACAAAGAUCAAGUGCAGUAUCAAAAUUUAGUAAAUGAGCUCAUUAAAAAUAUAAUCAUAUAUCAGGAAGAAAUAUUUCCUGAUGAUGGGGGAAUUAUUUACGAAAAAUAUAUCAGUACAAAUGUUCCAGAUGAGAAUGAUGUGGGAGAUUCACCACCAGACCCUGUAUCAGACAUAACAGAUGAUUCUGAGGUGGACACAGUUCAGAGUGAAGAUGAUGCUGUAUUUCCUGAACAAGAAAUAGCCUUCAAUUUAUUUGGCAAAACUGAAGUCAUGGAAGCUGUUGCGCAGUUCGACUUCAAUGCACGUUCUCAGAGGGAACUUUCCUUCAAGAAAGGCGAUACCCUUCUUUUACAAAAUCAAGUAUCCAAUGAUUGGUGGAAAGGUAGCUUUCUGGGAAAAGAGGGCCUUAUUCCAGACAAAUAUAUCCUCUUAAAAAUUAGAGAUGAGGAUAAAGACAAAAGUAGCAUCGACGGAAGCGAAAAGAGAAGAACGAGCAGCAGCAGUGAUUCCUUAUCUGGCAUCAGUCACAGUCCCAAGUCUCUGUCUACCACCGGCGUGCCGGAAGACUGCAGCUCGACCUCAUCCCUGGAUCGAAGGAGUCUGAACAGCCUUCCUCCCCAGACUCCAGAAUGGGAAGGAUCCCAUCCCUUCCAAAUCAGGACUUCCGAUUUACUGCCGGAGGAAUCGGCAAACUCACUCGAAGACCAAACCAUGCAUCUUCCGGAUCCCCCAGACUUGGGUGCCACCAACGAGCCGGUGAGAGAAACAGCAAUCAUCGAAACUCAGACUUUCGAGGACACGGACAGAAGGCCAAAGAAAUCCCGCAAGGAUGCUCCCGAUCUUGUCCUCGAUCUUCCUAUCAAUUUACCUAGUCCAGUCUCAGGGUCGAAGGGAGGCAAGAGCUCUCCCGACGAGAACUCUAUCUUGAGUCCGGUGAGCAACACGGACAGUCCAGAGCUUACUGCCGCGGAGAGGUUUGCCAAAUCUAACCAGUGUACCAUGAAAAAGGGAACUAUGUCCCGUAGCGCGAGUCAUGUCACCGGGCCACAGUCUCUGGAGACACAUACACAUACAUUUCAUCUGGUUAGACGCAGUGCAAGUACGGGAGAUAAUCUAGGACCAGCGUCUCCAGAUCUGUCUUUAGACUCCAAAGAGAAAGCGGCGCAGCGCAAUGCGCAAUCAGAACAAAACUCUUCGCAGCCCACUGCUAACACAGGUCUUCAAAGUGAAACUGUUGAACUCAACUGGGUAAAGAGUGAUAAAGCAGUUAAUGAUGUUCUGAGCAAAGCGGCAGAAUUCGAGGCCAUGGCCGAAAAGAAAGACGCCAAAGCGAUCUCUUCUUUUAAGCCCGCCGUUAAGAGCAAGCCACCUCCAGUCAUGAAGAAGCCCAAUCGUGCGGAAAUCAAAGAACAGGAAGUAUAUCAGCAAACUGCUUGUUAGUCGAAACAAAGACCUAUUUUAUUUCUCAUCACCAGUUCUUCUGCAAUACUGCAUAUUGGCAUCAUUAAGAAAAAAGCACCAUGGAAAAUAAAUACCUUUUUAAGUAGAAAUUUUUAAAUUGUAUAAAGUGAAAGUUUUUACCUUUUGUUUCUUUCUCAUAAAAUCCAUUAACAGAGAUGUAAAAGCAUGAAAAAAUAUUUGUAUCUUCAUGCUACCUACUAAUACUUGGGAAAAAAUUUAUCUGAAUGCAGUACAAUAGCUUGAAUGCAUUUUCUGAAAACAUGUGCACAAAUUAUAGGAUACAAAUUUUAAACAUCAAAUAUCGCUUGAAAUUUGUUUUCCUUCAAAUUGUAAUUUUAAAAAUAUCAUUUUUUUUUUUGAAAUAGACACUAAUGAUUCUGUCUUAUUUUAAGAAAUCAGAAAUCUGUUAAUCUUUCUAUUACAACUCUUAAGAAGUUCCUAUUCCUGCAUAAUGAUUUAUGAGUAGGAAAAAAAAUGUGAGUAAAGUUUUUUAUGAUUAUAAAUUAAUUUUAAUUGCAUUUUAAUGGGAAAUUCAUUUUGUUAUUUAUAUUUUUUCCCAUGAACGAAAAUGUGUGCAAAGUACUAUUAUCAGUAGUAUAUUAAAAUAUUAUUGUAACUUUACAAUGAAAUGAAAAUGCACAAUGAAAGUGUCUGUCAUUUAUAAAUGAAAUUUGCUAAAAUAAUUUGUUAGGUGUUGUUAUAGAGUUGAAUAUGUAUAUUUUGUAUUGCAGCCAUUAUGGUACUUGAAAAUUUUGCGUAUGCAUUUCUUAUUUUAUGAAUAUCAUGUGCAUAUUUUAGACAAAGAUCUACAAUUUUAAAGGUUAUUGAAGUAUAUUUGCAUGAAGAGGUAAUGUAUUUAUACACAAGGUAUUUAGGUCCGUGCGAUGUUUGUACGCUGUUUUUACGAUGAAGUUUUAAUAAGGAGUCAGUUUAUAAGAAUCAAGACAAUGGUUAGCUGUUGUGUACUUGGAUUCCAAUGUUAACUUAUAUGAUAUUUAUGGUUUUCUGUUACUUUUAAAAUCAGCCGGUAAGCAAGAUCAACGACCUUUUUACGAGAAAUGUGAUUGUAAAUCUUCUAGUUUCAUUUUGUGAUCAUUUCAGUAUCAGCAAUCAAGUUGAUGUGAACUUUCAUUAAGUUGCAAUUAUUUAGAAAUACUACUGCAUCCGAGCAGUAUACAGUAUUUUUAAUUGAGUAGAACUGUGCAUUUGUGUACUUCUGAAUGGAAAUUCCAAUGGCGAAACUGAAUUUGUUUUUCAGUCAUUGCUGGCUUUGCUUUUGAUGUCUUAAAUUGUAUAUCUGUUUGAAUCAUUAGAGUAUUAAAAUUAAAAAAGAAAAUAUGUUCUCAAUUGUUCCUAACGUUCAAAGUAUAUUCUAAAAUCAUGAACACUUUUGAAACUCUGCAUGAUUUUAUUCCAUGCCUGAGUGAGCAUUAUUGGCUAUUUAUGUUAGCUUGUUUUCCCGGAUAUAUUUCAUCUUCGUGACUUAAACUUUUUUUUGUGUGUGUUGACCUUGUAAUAUAUCUGGAAACUUUGCUAGUUUGUGUAUAGUGAUUAAAAAUAUGUGUUUUAUAUGAAAACGCUCAAGUGUCAGCCUUGUAUUUAGCACAAUAAAUUUUGAAAUUGU